UAUCACACUGACUGUGCCCUUCUCCUGUUCGCCCCUGCCAAAAAAAACGCAACGCAACCAUGGUCGCCCACAAAGGCAAGCAACGCGUGCCGCCGUCCGGCCCCCACCCGCCCCCCGCGGCAACGGCACCUCGGUGCCGCCGCGUCAACAAACGCACGAACGCACGUGGCCCGGGGGCAGCCCCCGGUCGCGCGCCGCGGCAGCGCCGCCCCGACGAGCGGGGGAACGCGUUCGAUGAUUGACCGCGCGCGCCGCGGCACCGCCGCCCCGACGAGCGGGGGAACGCGUUCGAUGAUUGACCGCGCGCGCCCCGCCCGCAGUGCUAUGCCACUCCAACGCCCACACGGAGCCGCGCCCGAUGGCCACGGCGAACACGUACGUGAACGUCAAGCGCGUCUUCAACACGCAGCCCGAGGUCAUGGGCUUCGUGAUCAACGUCGGCGAGGUCGUCAACGCGCGCAUGAUGACGCGGCCGCUCAUGACCGUGCUGCUGUCAAUUCAGGCUGGACUCCUCUUGAGCUUCGGCGUCAUGAUGUCCUGCCAGGUCGGCGGCCGCUGGGGCUCGUCGACGGGCGUCAACAACUUCGUCUUCGCCGGCUUCGGCAUCCCCUUCGGCCUCACGUUCAUCGUGCUCUGCCAGGGCUGCGAGCUCAUCACGGCGAACUACAUGUUCUGCACCUUCGCCUGCCUCGCGGCCAAGCCCGAGGACCGCGCGGCCGAGAUCAAGGCCACGCUCAUUAACUGGGUCGUCUGCUGGACCUUCAACCUGCUCGGCGCGAUCCUCCACUUCGUCGUCUUCGCGUGGCAGACGGGCCUCAUCAUGACGGUCGCCGUCGACAACAAGAACUACGCGGACAGCGGCGGCGCGCUCGAGAACAACAACAAGAUCUUCUACGAGAACUCGGCGGCCUUCCAGGAGCACUUCAACAACGGCGACUUCUGCUCGACGGGCAGCAACAAGUACGGCAACAUCUGCAAGCUCAUCAAGGCCGCCAAGGCCAAGUGCACGCAGCACUUCGGCACGGCGCUCAUCCGCGGCGCGGGCUGCAACUGGAUGGUCUGCCUCGCCAUCUGGCUCCAGAUGAUCGCGACCGAGCCCAUCUCCAAGUUCAUCAUGAUCUGGCUGCCCAUCGAGCUCUUCAUCUCGUCGGGCUUCGACCACCUCGUCGUCAACGAGUUCCUCAUCCCGGGCGGCAUCAUCGUCGGCGGCUCGUACAUCGACAGCCGCGUGAACUUCCUCAACGCCUUCUGGAACAACUUCAUCCCCGUGACCAUCGGGUCCGUCAUCGGCGCCUGGUUCCUCGUCUUCCCCUUCUGGCUCGUCAACAAGGACGGCUGGGAGGCCAAGCUCAAGCGCGAGGCCGAGGCCGCCGGCGCGCCGGCCGAGAAGCUCACCGAGGCCUAGGCCCUGUCCGUUCGCGGGUGCCGGCGCGCGGCCCUGUCCAUUUUUCUUUCCCGCGCGCCGCCCGCCUUGUGUCCAUACCCUGUGCAUACUACUUCAGUAGAUUUAAGUUGUUUAUACUAUGGACAGACUACUAUGGACAGGGGUAUGCACAGGGAUUUCCACAAGAGCC
Messenger RNA from Pelagomonas calceolata, 1574 nucleotides. The record is from the annotation of a GenBank genome assembly. Lineage: Eukaryota; Pelagophyceae; Pelagomonadales; Pelagomonadaceae.